Dentiscutata erythropus is the source of this 150-nucleotide messenger RNA. The record is from the annotation of a GenBank genome assembly. NCBI's taxonomy places the organism in Eukaryota, Fungi, Glomeromycota, Glomeromycetes, Diversisporales, Gigasporaceae.
AUGGGACUUAGCACUAAUCAUUGUGAUGCUAAGCGUUAUACAGAGGCUGAUAGAGAAGGCAACUGGCAGAGAGUGUUUGGUAAAGUUGUUAAAUUGUUACUUGAGGCUGAGACCAGUUACCUUAUCAGAGAAGCUGCUGUCUCUGUCUAG